AUGCGUCCUCUUCCAUUCGCCAUUUCAUGCUUGGGUUUCCUCUGCUCCUGCUUCUCUCUGCUACGCUCUCCCACGGGUGGUGCGCGCGUCCGCGGAUCGCUGCCGAUUCCUCUGCAUGCCUUCUUCGUGCGGGCGGCGGCUUCAGACCACCGGCUUCCUCUGCAGUCUCCUGCGCGCAGACUCUGCGAGCGUGCCGCCAUGGGUCCGCGCAAGCCGCCGUCGGCGGCUCUGUUCCCGCGGUCUUCCUUCGCGCAGAGCGUCGUCCGCGUCUCCACGCCCUCGCGCGGCUGCCACCUCCUCGGAGGGACCAUCGAGGAAGAAAUUCGGAAGCUCCGGCAGGCUCUCGUGGAGGUGGUCUCCCGCGGCGCUCCCCCCUCCGCGCCUCGGCGAAGACGAGGCGAUGGCCUCAAGGGAGAUAGCUGGGUUGCCCUCAUUGCGGUUUCUUCUCCCGGCGUGGCUAUCUCUGUCAACGAAAACGCGGACCCCACAGUGCGCGUUGACUUGAAGACAACGCUCGACUUGCUGACCGGUAUGGAGGCAUGCGGUUCUUCGGGCGAGCAUACGAGUCUGCAACUGCGACAUGAAACCGGAGUCAAUUGCCGGUCGGCGGAAGGCGCCUCUCGCGUCUCAGAGCAGCGGCGAAGACGCGGUUCUCCAGCGAGGUCGUCUGGCCGCUCCUCGUGGGACGAAGCACCGGAGUUCCCGUCGGAGGCGCGUUCGGAGUUGGCGCAAAUUGUGUCUGCGAUGUCCUCCCCGUGCGCUGCCUCUCUCCUCACGGAGGAAAAGUCCGGGUCGAGAAGCGACAACGUCGAUUUCGAAGGAAGAAAGGAAUCGUGGUUGAUGCAUAUUUGGACGCGCCAUACUUCUUGUUCACUCUCUGUGACAGGGAGAUCCUGUUUAAGAGCAUUGGAGCCUCUCAUGAGCCGCGUUGUCCCCGAGGAUUGGAACAACACCUACUUUGAGCACACCUACGAAGGUCCAGACGACAUGCCGGCGCAUGCGAAAACGACGCUAUUUACCCCCGAUGUUUUUCUUUCUCUAACCGCUCCCGCGGGCGAGACACAGGAGGACGCCAACUGUGAUGCAUUAGAUGCUUAUCAAGCUGAACACGCCGGCAUGGACUCACGGUUUCAAAUGCCUGACAGUGAAACGAAGGACGGAAAAAAUAGCAGGCGGUGCAGAUUGGGCGGCGAAUCCAGGGGAGGGCAACGGGUGGAUUUCGGUUAUAAUCAAACAGUGGCAUUAAAUGAGCACAGAGACGGCGGAGGCUGGGGCGGAGGCCGUGCGAGGAAACUGGUCUUUAGCUCCAUUGGCAUUGCGUCACAAAAAGAGACACUGCAAGAGGAACGAAAGAGGAAGGCGAUAGCGGCCUUCAAGCGACAGCUGGCGACGAUUCAGGCCGGUGCAGUUCACUGCUCUGUCCAUGCCCCAGACUCUGGUUUGGUGAUAGCUCCCCGGAUGGUAACCAGCUUUCUAGAGGCAUCUGCUGCUGACGGAAAGGCGAGUGUGGAGGAGACAUACGACCAUGAGAGUUCUGAACGGGAGGAAGGAGGUGCGGUGGUGCGUGAAGUCUUCGAGGGUAUCAUUCCAGACAACUGGGAUGCGCCAGACACCGGCGGGGCGGGGUGUGAAGACCACAUGAGUAUAGUCGCAUUGGGUCGCGCAGCGCUUUUGAACAGUGGAUUGCUCAUCCCGAUAAGGGCAGGGGAACUAGUCUGCCCACCUGGACAUGAUGUCUUUGUGUGGGCCGGCGCAUACGCGGACAGUGAUUCUGAGGGUCGGUUGAUGGAUCGUGACGGGGAGCCAGCCAAGCCUCCGAACGUGGGUUCUGCGGAGCUGUCAAGGUCGCGCAACCGGAAGUUUGAGGUCACAUGCACACUCUUGGGGACCCAGGAAGCUUCUGACGGCUUCUGA
Molecule: messenger RNA, 1914 nt
Organism: Besnoitia besnoiti
Lineage: Eukaryota; Apicomplexa; Conoidasida; Eucoccidiorida; Sarcocystidae
Exons: 5
Coding region: 1-1914 (637 amino acids)
Source: RefSeq, a predicted model, not a curated record